AUGACGAAACGCUUGUUGACAUGGACAACCGCGACCCUUCUGCUGCCUCUGGCUCUAGCUGAGCAGCCUUCAGCUCCAGAUGCUGUUGCGGCUCCUAUGAGGGACCUUCCAUGGGGCGACCUGAACUUUCUACAAACAACCGAUAGCCAUGGCUGGCAUGCCGGGCAUCUGCAGGAGUCUCAAUACUCUGCAGACUGGGGCGACUACAUCUCAUUCGCAGAGCAGAUGCGGGCGAAAGCAGACGAGCAAGGCGUUGAUUUACUCCUCAUUGAUUGCGGCGACCGAAUAGAAGGUAACGGACUAUACGAUGGGUCAGAUCCAAAAGGCCAAUACCUUUACGACAUUGUGAGGGAGCAAGCUAUUGAUGUUAUUACCACUGGCAACCAUGAGCUCUAUCAGGAAGACUCAGCUGCUCGAGAAUACAACCAAACCGUUCCGAACUUCAAGGGAAGAUACUUGGCUUCGAACCUGGACUACAUUAACCCGCAGACGGGCAAACAGAUUGCGAUGGCCGCACGAUAUCGAAAGUUCACAACUAAGAACAAGGGUAUCCGUGUAUUAGCGUUAGGGUUCUUGUUUGACUUUACUGGGAAUGGGAAGAAUACAGUGGUGCAACCUGUUGAGAAGACAAUUAAAGAGAAGUGGUUUCAGGAAGCAAUCAGGGAAGAUGUUGACCUGUUCCUGGUAGCUGGCCAUGUCACCCUUAAUGGUCCUGAAUACACGGCGAUUUUCAAGGCAAUCAGAAGUCAGAACUGGGACACUCCAAUCCAGUUCUUUGGUGGCCAUAGUCAUAUCCGGAAUUCUGCCAAGUAUGAUUCCAAGGCAUAUGGUUUACAGGCUGGUCGUUAUAUGGAGACCAUUGGCUGGCAGUCCAUUAAAGGUAUCAGCGGCGGAGGGAAGAAAGAGAAGAAAGGCCCUAAAGAGCUUGAACCCCGUGCUAGCAUGUCGUUCAAACGAAGAUAUAUCGACACCAACCUAUUCGGUUACCACUACCAUACCGGACUGAACGAAUCCACCUUUUCUACAGAACACGGCAAAAAUGUGUCGUCUAUGAUCCACGUUGCCAGGAAAGCCUUGAAUCUUGAUCACAGUUUUGGUUGUGCGCCUCGGAAUUUGUGGCUCAAUAGGGCGCAAUAUCCUGGAAAUGACAGUGUUUUCACCUGGCUGGAGGAUGAAGUUAUGCCAUCUGUAGUUGUCAAAAAUGAUCGCAAGGAGACACCAAGAAUUGCGAUUACCAACACCGGCGCGAUGAGAUUUGACAUCUUCAAAGGCGCCUUCACAAAAGAUACGACCUAUAUCAUAUCACCCUUCGUUAGCAAGCUAUUAUACAUUAAAGACGUGCCUUACAAAUCCGCCAAGAAGGUUUUAAAACUGAUCAAUGAAGGUGGCCCGGUCUUUGCAUCCGCAGAUAUGCCGCCGGUGUCACAACUUGCACCACCGGAGCAGAUGUCCAUCCAUGCAGACAUCAUUCCUCCGUUGCCACCGCGAGAUUUCCGCUCAUCGAAUGGAGCACAGGCUCCGUUAGGUUCAUCCGAUAAACCAGAUUUGGUCCCGGGAUACACCACCAUAGACGCAAUUGGAGAUGACGGUGACGACACACUCCACGAGCCCAUUCCCUUCUUCCGAGUGCCAAAUUGCAUCCAAAGCGACAUUGAAUUCCCCAAGGAAGGAGAACCAGAGAAUGUAGAUCUGGUGUUUGUGGAUUUCAUUCAACCUUGGAUUCUACUGGCGUUGGAGUUUUCGGGACAGAGCUAUACUAAAGAUGAUGUGGAGGUGUAUAUGGAAGACACGUUAACAGAACUGAUGGCUGGGUGGAUAAAGGAGAAUUGGAAGAAGGAUUGCUAG
This is a messenger RNA of Lachnellula hyalina, 1845 nucleotides long. RefSeq lists its product as uncharacterized. The coding region runs from base 1 to 1845 and encodes 614 amino acids. Gene Ontology annotation, cellular component: cytosol. The transcript is spliced from 2 exons. Gene Ontology annotation, molecular function: hydrolase activity. Lineage: Eukaryota; Fungi; Ascomycota; Leotiomycetes; Helotiales; Lachnaceae. Gene Ontology annotation, biological process: nucleotide catabolic process. The record is from RefSeq and is a predicted model, not a curated record.